Rodentolepis nana is the source of this 1593-nucleotide messenger RNA. NCBI's taxonomy places the organism in Eukaryota, Metazoa, Platyhelminthes, Cestoda, Cyclophyllidea, Hymenolepididae. The record is from the annotation of a GenBank genome assembly.
AUGGAAAAUUACGGCAUUUUUUGUAAAUGCUUUCCAUCAACAAAUUGUCCCCAUAACUCCUCGAAAUGCCUUUCUACUAUUGGUUGUUUUUAUUCUAUUCAGGAUAGUCCCACAGGGCAAGUAAUUCAUGAACAGUAUGGUUGUCUUUACUCUCCCUUUGCCAAGUUCAAUUGCCUUUUUCAAAAGGUAUCAUGCUGCUUUGCUUCGACAUCGUCCGACUUCUGUAAUGCUCAUUUCUCACUUAAUGCGCAAUCAUAUAAUGUCAACACUUUGAUUUUCGUUAUGGCACUUCUAGUCAUUAUCAUAAUCUUCAAUAUUCUUUUGAUAUUCUACUGUAAAGGAAGAUCUUUAGCUAAACACAGGUUUGUUUCUCCACAACCAUCUGUCUACUUUCACGAAAUUUCCGAUAGCGGAAGUGGUGCUGGCAAGCCAUUUCUUGUGAACCGGACGAUAGCAAGGCAGAUAAGUCUUCUCGAUUGUAUUGGCAAAGGUCGAUUUGGCGAGGUUUGGCGAGCAACUUGCAAUGAGGAAAUCGUUGCUGUGAAGAUCUUUUCCAGUCGAGAUGGUGCAAGCUGGAGCCGAGAGACUCUAAUCUACACUACGGCUCUACUCUGUCAUUCGAACAUACUCGCUUACUAUGCUAGCGAUAUGAUAUCAUCUGGUGGUUGUACACAACUCUGGCUUGUCACAGCCUAUCAUGAAGCCGGAUCCCUUCAUGACUUUCUCCGUUCUUCUGAUGCCAUUCCUCCACUUAUUGGUCUUCAAAUAGCUAGAUCUAUUGCGGCUGGAUUGGCUUUUCUUCAUAGUGAAGUUGUCGGAUUUCAUGGAAAGCCAUCCAUUGCUCAUAGGGAUAUUAAAUCGAAAAAUAUCCUCAUGAUGGCCAAUCAGGAAGCCUGUUUGGCUGAUUUUGGCUUGGCGUUAGUGAAAAAUGAUGGGUUUACUGAUCGAGAAUCCCCACCUCCUGCAAGUCCAUUUGCUGGAACGAAAAGGUACAUGGCUCCAGAGAUACUUUCUUUAUAUCCUUUACUUUGGGGUGGAUGGCAACAUGAAAAGACUAGGUUAAAAGAUGAUGGUGAAGAGAAUUUAUCGGUUCCGGAUGAAUUUUCGGAGUGCAGGCAUCCGAUGCUCUCCUUUGAGGUCUAUCAGUCAGCAGAUGUCUACGCCAUGGGCUUGGUUCUUUGGGAGAUUUGGAGAAGAUGCUGUGGUUUAGAGUAUGAGUUACCUUACUAUGACGCGGUGCCCAUGGACCCCACUUUUCUUCAAAUGUAUCGAGUUGUGGUUAUGGGCGAGGCAGUAGAAGAAACGGAGAAUAAUUCCAUGCAUCCACCCGUUAUUGAUCUUCCUGUUCCUCUUCAAACCUGCCAUCUUUGCAGCAACCACUUGCUUCGGCGUCGCAUUAGUAACCAAUACCAACCUCUUCAACACUGUUACCCUGAAGGCAGAAGACCUUCUCUAUCAAUGCAAGGGGGUUGGCUAGGACGAUUAGAAGAUCUCAUUGUUGAAUGUUGGCAUCCAAUUUAUACUCACCGUCUCUCUGCUCUAAGGUUGAGGAAGUCUUUAACAGUUCUGGAAGCAAAGCUUAAAAAUUCAUGA